CUUUUGGAGGCAUAUUCUCCCUUUCAAUACUUUCUCCCUCGAUCCGCAGUGUUAGCUCAGCGUCUGUCCGAGCGGACCCGCUUUAUCAUGGCCGUCUGAAUCUGGAUCCGAUCACACUCUCGAGUCUCAUCUCCUUUCCCCCCAUUUUCCUGACGUCGAGAAUUAACUGUCGGUGUCGAUCGUUUUGCGAAUCGUUUCUUGUGGACUAUCACUUUAUUUGUGCCAAUGUUCAAACAUGCAGCCUCCGCCGAGAAAGGUAAAAGUGACACAGGAACUGAGGAACACACAUAUCGAUCAGAUCAGCCGUCUCCACCUCAAACAUCAGACGGAAUGUGAUUUCUUAGAAGAUAUGAGAUCGUACAGUCAGAAAAAGGCCACACUGGAGAGAGAUUACGCACAGGCCCUGCAGAAGUUGGCGAGUCAGUAUUUGAAGAGGGAUUGGCCCGGUAUCAAACCAGACGACCAGAGAACCGACUACAGGAAUGUGUAUGGAGUGUGGAGAGCGUAUCUGGAGGGCACCGUGCAGGUGACCCAAUCGCGCCUCAGCGUCUGCGAGAACUACAAGAACGAGAUUUCAGAGCCGGCCAAAACCGUUCGUUUCUACAAAGAGCAGCAGCUGAAGAAGUGCAUUGAGCAGCUGGUCCGAAUCCAGGCGGAACUCCAGGACUCGGUGAAAGAUCUGGCCAAGUCCAAAAAGAAAUACUUUGAGUUGGAGCAGAUGGCCCAGGCCGUGCGAGAGAAGGCUGACAUCGAGUCCAAGUCAAAGCUCGGCCUCUUCCAGUCCAGGAUUAGUUUACAGAAGGCCAGUGUGAAGUUGAAAGCCAAGAGAAGCGAUUGUAACUCAAAAGCGACACACGCGAGGAACGAAUAUCUGCUCACGCUGGCGGCGGCCAACGCACAUCACGACCGCUACUAUCAGACCGACCUGGUGAACUGCAUCAAGGGUCUGGAGGGAAACGUGUACGACCAUGUGAAGGACUAUCUCAUAUCCUUUUGUCGUACUGAAUUGGAAGCAUUUCAAGCCAUCCACAACACCUUCCAGUUCCUCCUGGAGAAGUCCAGCCGGGUUAUGCAGGACUUCAACCAGCAGUUGUUUCUGCAGGAGAACCCCGUGUUUCACAAAUCACAAGACUUUCAGUUCCAGCCCUGUGAGAGCGAUAUGACUCUCGGUUCCGUCCAGCGGUUGGUGGACAUUGAGCCGUCGGCCGUCAGUGUGAUGAGAAUGACUCUGGCGCAGAGUCGGCAGCUGGAGUCGGAGACGGGCACCACCGAAGAACACAGUCUCAACAAAGAGGCGAGGAAAUGGGCCACGCGGGUGGCCCGCGAACACAAAAACGUCAUCCAUUACAAACGGACUCUUGAGGAGUGCGAGACGCUCGGGACUCCGACCACAGAACAGAGCCGGAAUGAGCUGGAAUUCCGAAUAGAGGAAGCCAAAGAGAAAAUCCGUAAAGCAGAGACGGUGAAGCUGAAGGCUGAAGCUCGUCUGGAUCUUCUGCGGCAGGUGGGCGUCUCAGUGGACACGUGGUUAAAGAGCGCCAUGAAUCAGGUGAUGGAGGAGUUAGAGAAUGAGCGCUGGGCAUCGCUGCCCACCCUCACCACCCACGACCUCUCUCUUUCAACCACGGUGGAUUUGGAGCGAGAGGAAGGAGAAGAAUUAGAGGAGAACAUGGAAACGCAUGACGACAGCAGCUCAAGUCCUUCAGGGACCUUGAGGAACUAUCCGCUCACCUGUAAGGUGCUUUACUCCUACAAGGCCUCCCAGCCGGAUGAGCUAACAAUCGAUGAGCAUGAGAUGUUGGAGGUCAUAGAAGAUGGAGACAUGGAGGACUGGGUGAAGGCGCGGAAUAAGUCCGGUCUGGUGGGCUACGUUCCGGAGAAAUACCUGCAGAUCCCCACGUCCAACAGCAUUCUGAGCAUGCUGCAGUCUCUCGCCGCUCUGGACUCGCGGUCGCACACCUCCAGUAACUCAACAGAACCCGAGCUGACCUCUGGAAGCUUCAACGGAGACGCCAGCAUGAGUUUUGUUAAGGCCAUGUACGACUAUGAGGGUCAGACAGACGACGAGCUGUCCUUCCCCGAGGGCGCCAUCAUCCGCAUCCUCAACAAAGACAACCAGGAGGACGACGGCUUUUGGGAGGGCGAGUUUAACGGGCGAGUGGGCGUCUUUCCGUCCGUGCUGGUGGAGGAUCUGACGGCGUCGGAGAACGGAGACUCUCACUGGCUGACGGACGCGCAAGUGUCACCGUGCCAAAGGCUUCAUGCAUCUCUUCCUCCUCUACCGUUAUACGAUCAGCCUCCAUGCAGUCCGUACACGAGCCCGGAGACAAGCUCCGCCCCCUCCCUGCCCCGCUCGCCGUCCGUCAACGGAGAACACAAACUGCCUGUGCUGCAGAAAGCACCUGUUCACAAUCACAGUUCCACCUUAAGUCCAGAGAGUCCAGGUUUCUCGCAACCGUUGAGACUCACUCCAGAGGGAUCCGGGCCUGGCAAACUCAGACCCGUUCGGGCAGCUCCUCCUCCUCCAAAGCAACACCCCCGCAAGCCUGUGGAGAAAACUGAAGAGGUGGAGAUCACGCUGGUGUAGAGCUCCGCCCCACUGGCCGGAGAACAACCCCAUUUGACCUCCAACCCCUCUCACUGCUCUCCGGAGGGGCGGGGCUUUCUUUAUUCCACCCUAUGAGCAUCCUUAUUUCCCUGAGGGCCGGAGAACAGCAUCUCGACGGCAUCGCCACCUCUUUUCCUAAAAACACCUACACAGACUGUUUGGUGCCUUAAAGCGCUUUCAUGCCAAACGUUAAUCCUUGUAUUCGUAAUUCUUGUACAAAGUUCAUAAAUCCACUCAACGACAGCAGCAUUUACGCAAAUAGACUGAUGAGUAGAAAGGAGGAUUUUGUAGGUGUUUGUUGAUUCGGCAGACUUGCACAUUCAUACCUUCAGCGGGCUUUUCAAAGAGCCGGACAUGCAAUACUAGGAACGCUGGGAGAAUACAGAAGGGGUCGGUCGGGAAUAUUUACCAUUUACGUAUUUUCAUGUGUAACAGCACAGUACAUUACUGUCGUCAUAGGAAUGUGUGAGAUCAAAGGGACAUCUCAAGGAGAAAGGGAACUGGACAUACGGUUGUAUGAAAAGAGAGGAGGAGAAAAGUGGAAAGAGGGGACGGAGACGAGAGCUAGACAGAAGAGAAGAGAGGCGGGUUCCUUUCCUCUUUUCUGCUCUUUUGCCUCCUUCCCCCAGCCGGGAUAUUUCUCUUUUGUCGUGUUGAUCUGAAAAAUGUACUAACCUUCAAAACUAUAUCCUUCCUCAGCUUUUCAUUAUGAAGACCAGUGUUUGUACGUAUUACUAAUAUUUAGUCCUCAAAAGAACUCGCGGAGACCGAUUUAAGGAUGUUGUGACGUUUCUGAGCGAAAAUGUGUUGACGUGCGUGCGUGCGUGCGUGCGUGCGUGUGUGUGUGUGUGUGAUCGGGCGGAACAUAAUCAUUGAAAUAUACAGAUGAAUAUACAAAUAUCAGUUAAAGUGCUUUUUCCAGCCUAACGCAUUUGUCAUUGUAUCACCACUGUCCAGAACAACACAAGACAUUUUUUCUUGUCUUUUUUUGGCAGUAUUUAAAUGGGGAUGAACCUGUUUGGUUCCCUCAGACAAGCACAGAAAAGACUGAUAUGUGAUGGAAAGACUGAUAUGGAGACGUUUCGUUUGAAUCUUUUGUUGUGUCCUAAGUGCAUUUCCUCUGUACGGGGGCAGCUAUGUUCUUUUGUUUUUCUUUUGUGGCAUUUCAUUGGUACAAUUGAAAUGCGUGUCAUUUACUUCAUCGUGGAUUUAUCACCUGUAAAGUUCUCCAUGUGCAUAUCUUUUAACUUGUCCCUGCACUUUUCUGGAUUCACAGUGCUUUGACUGACCCUUUAUUUUAUACGGUUUUAUUUGUCUUAGUAUCCCAGCUGCCUCUCGUCAAUGCUCAAGCUGCCCGAGGUUGUGUUAUUAAUCUUGUACGUGUGAUUGGUUAUAAUUUUCCCACACAGUUAUGUAAGAGAUAUGUUUAUUCCAUAAUAUAGACGAUGGAAAGAGAUAAAAAAGCUCCAUUUUGUGAAAUGGUACCAUAGUUCUGUUAAGCAAGAACAGGGUGAUUAUGAAAAGAACUUGAGUGUGUAAGAGUGAGAUGUCGUAGAAAAACAAACAUUUGUUCGGUAGCCUUUUUUUUAUCAGAGCGGAAGAUGUUGGAAAAUCUUCUCUUUGUUUUCUAUUUUCCUCGAUCACAGCCUAUUUUCUUGUUGAUCUCGUUGAGAUCUUUUGAAUGUUAUCAAACUUGUUUUGAAGUUUAUGGUUAGAGGUUAAAGCCCAUCGUGUCAAAAAUUGUUCUCGCCUACAAAACGAACGCAAAUUUAGGAUUUUUUUAUGACGCUCCCAGUUUUCUUGGCCAGUUUCACCUCUUUGGAGCUUCUUCAAUAGCGUUAGCGGCAUAAUCUAGUUGUUUUGUUUAAAAGUGUUUUUAUUUGCAUUUCUUAAAAUUUGAAAGUCAUUCAGAGCUGCUAGAGAACCGAUGGAAAAACAACAAUUGACUGUUGCCUGCAGUGACAAUAUCGGAGAACAGGUGAAAAAUAUUCGUUCUGCAUAUUAUUAGCUGUAAAAUUAUUUGUAUUUAUUGUGUACAAAUGUUAAAUAAAAAAA
Messenger RNA from Triplophysa rosa, 4663 nucleotides. RefSeq names its product F-BAR and double SH3 domains protein 2 (gene fchsd2). Gene Ontology annotation, biological process: neuromuscular synaptic transmission; regulation of actin filament polymerization. The record is from RefSeq and is a predicted model, not a curated record. Gene Ontology annotation, cellular component: neuromuscular junction; recycling endosome. Bases 236 to 2587 code for a protein of 783 amino acids. Gene Ontology annotation, molecular function: protein binding. The transcript has 21 exons. Lineage: Eukaryota; Metazoa; Chordata; Actinopteri; Cypriniformes; Nemacheilidae.